Messenger RNA from Perkinsus marinus ATCC 50983, 591 nucleotides. RefSeq lists its product as hypothetical. Bases 1 to 591 code for a protein of 196 amino acids. NCBI's taxonomy places the organism in Eukaryota, Perkinsozoa, Perkinsida, Perkinsidae. Gene Ontology annotation, molecular function: protein binding. The record is from RefSeq and is a predicted model, not a curated record. The transcript is spliced from 3 exons.
AUGGGUGCUGAGGAAGGUUGCAGCGUAGACGAGUUGGAGAAGUCUUUGAACGAAAUCACCAUUUUGUUCACUGAUUUCGAACGGAAUAGGUCCGACCCUAUGAUGUUCGACCCGACGCUGAUGAUGCAGUUGGUGAAGUACCGACAGAAGUUUGAGCGAACGCGUCUCAGAACUCUGGCUGGCGAUGAGUCUCGGACUGACGCCGACCUGAGUGCUCUACGAGCGGUCGUGCAAGGCGCCACCACACCUGCUGUGUUGGACGAUGAUGAUUCUGUCGAGGUUGAUUUAGGUCAGGGUGUUGUGAUUGAUAGUCGGACGCUAUCACCUGACUAUAGAGGCUGGGCGGUCUUCCCCUUGUUGUCUUGUGUGAACCACUCGUGUCGACCUAAUAUGGAGAUCGAGUUCUCUGGUGAUGGAGCAACGCUAGUGGCAAAUGUGUCAGAGUCGGGGUCGAUAGCUGCUGGCGAGGAACUCAUGAUCAGCUAUUGUGACAUUGAAGAGGAUUCAGUUGGAGAAAGACAAAAGCAACUUGAUCCGUAUGGAUUCAUCUGCAACUGUGAACGAUGUUGCAAGAGGGCUAGGAAGGCCUAG